Molecule: messenger RNA, 657 nt
Organism: Effrenium voratum
Lineage: Eukaryota; Dinophyceae; Suessiales; Symbiodiniaceae
Source: the annotation of a GenBank genome assembly
UCCCUUUGAAACCCAAAAACCCGCGGAGCUUCGGCGCGGGUCGAUACGAACAUCGCCUCAAUGGCCAUGGCGCCGUCGAUGGAGGAGUCCCUGGACGUGGUGAAGCAAGCGCUGCAAGAGUCCCUGAUGAAGGCCGAAGAGGCCAUCGACCUCACAGACGGCGAAGCCCAGGAGGCUUUGCGGCGCUCUGAGCAGGAGAAGGAGGAGCUGAUGCAGGAGCUGCGGUAUCUCCGUGCGGAGGUGAGCCGCUUGCAAGACUCCGGAGCCACCGAGGCUUCCCUGGGCCGAGUGGACCAAUUCGCCAGGGAGGCCACCUGUCACGGCGGGGCAUGGCUCCCCUGGAGCUAUUGGUGCGUCUCCUGCACACCUCCCUUGGAGGCGGAGGUGCACGUGCUCAAAGCCAAGAGCCUCAGCCGCGGCUGAGGUCGAGGUGGAGGAGGUCCUGAGCGAAUUUGUUGCAAGUGCAAUGUGUGCGAGGCCCCCUGCGAUUCCGCCCCGCCCUCUUGGACGGCAGGAUCGGCUCGGCAGGGGCGGCUCCGCUGAAUUCUCCCCAAAGGGAGGGCGUGGCUCAGAAUGGCGAAUGCCAAGCUUUGGCUUGCUUCCAAGCAACGGACGCGGAAGGAAAGUGGCGGCUUGGGCCAUUUUGAGACUCAGUGC